Messenger RNA from Trifolium pratense (red clover), 2595 nucleotides. Its product is annotated as carbon catabolite repressor protein 4 homolog 2-like. NCBI's taxonomy places the organism in Eukaryota, Viridiplantae, Streptophyta, Magnoliopsida, Fabales, Fabaceae. Gene Ontology annotation, biological process: nuclear-transcribed mRNA poly(A) tail shortening. Gene Ontology annotation, molecular function: poly(A)-specific ribonuclease activity. The coding region runs from base 468 to 2327 and encodes 619 amino acids. The transcript is spliced from 11 exons. Gene Ontology annotation, cellular component: cytoplasm; nucleus; CCR4-NOT complex. The record is from RefSeq and is a predicted model, not a curated record.
UCCAAUCUUCAAAAGAGUCGAAGAAAGCGGAAGAGAAGACGCAAAACGAAAACGAAAAUACACAAAAACAAGAUUAGAGCGUAUUCGUAUACAUCUCAUCACUACAAAAAUACACACACACACUCUCUUCUUUUUCGAAUAGAAAAAAAUAAACAAAACCAAGCAGCACAAAAACGAUUACUCCCUCUUCUUUUUCUUCUUCCUCUUCUUUUUUUCAACUCAACUAUAAACACCACCAAAAACACCAAAACCCUAAUCAUCUCAUUUCUAGAACCUUCGAUCCAAUUCAUUUACCCGAAUCCACAGAUCCAUCAACUCUGGCGGGUAUUCGGGUCAAGUAAAUGUCGGAUCCACCAAUCCGCUUCAACGUUCAUCAUUCACUUUCGUUUACUCUAAUAGGUUUAAACUCUCGCCGCCGUGAUUCAUCACUACCGCCGCCGCAGCGAACAAGAAAUUAUUACUGAAGCAUGCUUACCGUGGUGCGUGUGCACCUUCCUUCUGAUAUUCCCAUUGUUGGUUGUGAACUUACUCCUUAUGUUCUUCUUCGCCGUCUUGAUACAACCGUUACUACCGAUGAUGUUCUUGAAACUUUUCCUUUAGACGGCCAUUUCUUGCGCUACAAGUGGUAUCGUGUACAUAGUGAUAAAAAUGUUGCUGUAUGUAGCAUACAUCCAUCUGAAACGGCCACAAUACAGUGUGUAAGUUGUAUUAAGGCCAGAGUACCCGUUCCUAAAAGUUACCACUGCACCUCAAAGUGUUUUUCAGAUGCAUGGCAGCAUCAUCGUGCCUUGCACGAUCGUGCUGCAAAUGCGGUUAAUGAAAAUGGAAAUGAGGAGGAUGAGGCAUUUGGGCGCUUUAAUAGUUCUGUAUCUUCCUCUGCAUCAAGUGCUAGCUUGACAAAUGGGUAUGCAGCUCCUAUGUAUCCAGCAUCUAUAAAAAAUGGCAGUGAAACUUGGUUCGAAGUUGGACGAUCUAAGACUUAUACCCCGUCUGGUGAUGACAUUGGUCAUGUCCUUAAGUUUGAAUGUUCUGUUGUUGACGCAGUGACAAAGUUACCCGUGGGACAAGUUAACACUUUACUAACUAAUCGGGUCAUAACUGCUCCUUCACCUGUUCCGCGCCGAGUAAUACGUGUUGAUGGGAUGGGGCAUUUAGAUCUAGAUAGGCGUAUGACAUCUUUGGGAACUUUUACUGUUAUGUCAUACAAUAUUUUGUCCGAGACAUGUGCCUCAAAUGAUCUGUAUAAUUACUGUCCUCCAUGGGCACUUUCUUGGCAAUAUCGCAGGCAAAAUUUGUUACGGGAAAUUGUUGGUUACUGUGCAGACAUUAUUUGCCUUCAAGAGGUUCAAAAUGACCAUUAUGAGGAAUUUUUUGCUCCUGAAUUGGACAAACAUGGCUAUAAUGGUCUUUUCAAGAGAAAAACAACUGAGGUAUCCAGUGGCAACACAAUUGAUGGUUGUGCGACAUUUUUCCGCAGAGACAGAUUUUCCCAUGUGAAGAAAUAUGAGGUUGAGUUCAAUAAGGCUGCACAGUCUUUAACAGAUGCCAUGAUUCCAACCACUCAGAAGAAAACUGCCUUGAAUCGACUGGUCAAGGAUAAUGUUGCACUAAUAGUGGUUCUAGAAACAAAAGUUAACAACCAACCAGUUGAUAAUCUCGGGAAAAGGCAACUUCUUUGUGUGGCAAAUACACAUGUGCAUGUCCAGCAAGAUUUAAAAGAUGUCAAACUGUGGCAGGUGCAUACUCUCUUAAAAGGGUUGGAAAAAAUAGCUACAAGUGCAGACAUUCCAAUGUUGGUUUGUGGAGAUUUUAAUUCUGUUCCAGGAAGGUAUGAUGAAUUGUUUCUCAACAUGUUUCAUUUUAUUUUGCAAGGGUUAUUUAUUUGUUUAUAUAAAGGUUAUUCUGAACUUUGUUGCAGUGCUCCUCAUUCACUUCUUGCAAUGGGGAAGGUAGACCCAUCACAUCCUGAUUUAACUGUUGACCCACUUAAUAUUUUACGUCCUCAUAGCAAGUUGGUUCAUCAUUUGCCACUGGUCAGUGCAUACUCGUCUUUUGCAAGAACAGUAGGUCUUCCAUUUGAGCAGCAUAAAAGGAGACUGGAUGGCGGAACAAAUGAACCUUUAUUCACAAGCGUCACUAGAGAUUUUGUUGGCACUCUAGACUACAUAUUUUACACAGCGGAUUCAUUGGUUGUGGAUUCAUUAUUGGAGUUAUUGGAUGAGGAAAGUUUGAGGAAGGACACUGCACUUCCUUCACCUGGAUGGUCCUCAGAUCAUAUAGCUCUCUUAGCUGGGUUUCGCUGCUGCAAGAGUAAGUCUAGGCAUUGAUACUUUAAGGUCAGAUCCAGAGACACAUAAAGCAAAAGGCUGAAAGAAUCAUUUGGUUAGAAGUGUUAUUGUAAGAAUGGUGGAUCAUGCAUGUAUUUUCCAGGUAUCUCCAAUGUGGGAUCCUUGCAGUGAUCUGCUUUGUAUCAUGUUACCUUUACUCAUAGAAAAAUUAUGAUCAUGCCUUGUUACUUCCUUUUUUAUCCCUUUCCCUCCAAACAUCCCCCUCUCAAAUAUUUUUCCCCCUUCUAAAGGAAAUUUUUUCUUCAAA